Molecule: messenger RNA, 4573 nt
Organism: Rhopalosiphum padi (bird cherry-oat aphid)
Lineage: Eukaryota; Metazoa; Arthropoda; Insecta; Hemiptera; Aphididae
Product: C-Maf-inducing protein-like
Exons: 15
Coding region: 893-3262 (789 amino acids)
Source: RefSeq, a predicted model, not a curated record
CACGGGGACCGCCGCCGCCAACGCCGCCACCGCCGCGAACUUUCGCAGUACCACCGACGGAGCCGCGCGCACGCACGCACACGGCGCUACACCGCCGCCACCGUCGCAGAUCCGUGCGCCACACAGCCGCGCUCACAUCGCGUCGUUUUUUUUUUUUCGUACACAGCCACCGCUGCUGUCUCGCAUAGGAAUUGAAAAUAUCAAAUUUUCGCGGGCCAAACGGUGAGUCGUUGCGGGGCGCCAGUUUUCGGAGCUCACAGUUCGGUCUCGUCGCGUGUUCGUUCCGUUGCCUCCGCGAGAGCCGACUAACCGCAUAUUAUUGUUGUUGUUGUUGUCAUUAUUAUUAUUAUUAUUGCUAUAAGUAUAAUUUUGUGCUUAUCGACCGUACAUAACUAUUAAUUAUAUCGGUCGUGGACGCGGGUCCUCGAACACUGUCCGUCGGACUGCAGCGAGGAGAGUCCGCGGGCCCGCGUCCGGCGGCGUGCGUGCUCGCUUCGGCCCCGAACGCUAGCGAGCGAGGGCGCGCGCGCAUAUAUCGCCGCCGACGUCGCACGCAGUAAACGCGCGCGCGCGCCCCCCGUCCCCCUCUACGACACACUGCACUUAGCAAACCACCCACGACCACCCCCGGCACCCCUGCGCCGCGCGUACGUGUGUCGGCGGCGCCAAACACGGUAUAUAAUACGAGGCACGCGUAACAAGUAUAAAUGGUAAACAAUGGCCGGCGACCAGUCCGGGCGCAGGUAAACGCAUCCGCCGCGACCCGACGAAUAGACGUGGACGACAUCAUCGCUGCCGCGGCUGCCGCCGACGUCGCAAGGAUUAAAUGAGAAAAUGUUUUUUCGGCCAGUGACGGUCGUUCGUCGUGCACGGUGAACGAAACUGCGGCGAUAUGAGUUGCGAGAUAACGGCCGUGGACGAUCUUCGGACGGACCCUCCGACGCGGAAGUGCAGCACGAGCAGCACAAACAGCACGAGCAGUACGAACAGCACGAGCAGCGCCGGGAGCUUGGCCACGUCGGACGGGGAAAUGGACGCGGGCGCGGUGGCCAUCCCUUCGUCGGCCGUCGUGGUCUACGUCACCGACGACACCAUUGCGGCCGUGAGUGUGGUCGGCUGUCGCGGGGAUCGUACUCUCGCGUCCGUGACCAACGUGGACGCGCCCAGUUCAGACAUCCACACAGACCGCGACGAAUUUUCGUCGGACGACAGCUGCAACGGACCUGACUCGCCCACCGGGCUGAAGAGGGUCGGUUCCGUGUACGACUUCGGGCUGGACGGGGCCGACAGCCCGCCGCCGUGUGCCAACCACCCGUUCGCCGGGGGACCGGACGCCGAUCUGACCAAGGUGGCGCGCAAGCAGUUGCGCAUGAUUCGCGAGGUGGACGUGGCCGUGUGCCACCUAAAUCACACCAACACGAUUAUCAGCAAGAUACUCAGCUCCAAGUAUCUGAGACGGUGGGAGAACCAUCAGAUCCGCUUGCAGGACGAUUGCAUAACUUCCAACACGCCAAGUGGAUUUCUUAGUAAGACUAUUGGAUACGAAGCUAUUAAAGAUUUAUAUCCAGUAAAAAGAUGGGACUCAAAUUUCAAAUACUGUCUUCGUGUAGUGGUCACUAAUGGUUCUUAUUUAUUACAGACUACCAAUCAGUAUUUGAGAGAUCAAAUUCUUUAUUCAAUCUUAUGGAAGAAAAACGUGCAGGAAACCCAAACACUUUUGAAAAGUCAAUCUGAUCCAGAUGAUAUGUUAAAAGAAUUGCAGAAUAUAGUGGAUUUUGCCAAAAACAUUCCAUUGGUCGAUGAUGAAAUAUUUCAUAUGCCAACUUUUAUUGCGAGUACGCUAAUGACAAGAGACCAGGAAAAAUAUUGCAAACAAUCAUGGGAAAAGGCACUAAUCGGUACGUUGCGCCCGUUGAUUGAAGACUGUCCCCCGUCCGCCGAAAUGUGUUCGUUUUUAUCGCAUCAUUGCAAAGACCAAAGUAGCCUACCUAUCAUUAAAGAUUCCUUAGUUUACACCAUAACAAGAAUACUCAAACAUAAUUUUGACUUUGCGAGAACCCUGACAGCUCGCACAUUAGUACAAGAUUAUAUCAAGGCUCUUUACAUCCAGGACCAAAGUGGCGAAUCAAUUAGAUAUUUUUUAUCGAGAGUUCACAGUGCCAGCGCUGUGUGCCCUCAUAACAGGGUACUGCCGAACAUGGUGUCCACCUGUAUUACUGCCAUAUACUCCGCAUCAGAGGAGUUGCCGGCUAACUGUUCGGAAGCCGAAUUCGAUUGCUAUUACACCAAUCACCUGAGAUGCUACAUUGUUGUUCUUCAAAACAUAUCAGAAUACAGCGACUGGCUGUACGGACUUGCUCAACUGUUGCGUCCGCUGCCGUUUCCCGCAUUGCUGUUAAUUCGUUCAAUUUUUAUGGAGGACAUUUCCUCUGUGAUAUUAAAAAUAGGACUGCAUGAAGAUUGUGAAAUUCAUAAGCAAGUAUUAGCUGUCCGUGAGACAAAAGAUGGCUGGUUCGAUUUAUGUUCACCGAUCGAAGCCGUGUUCUACGAAAGUUCAAUUGUCUGGACUCAAUUGCUUAAAACGUUAAUGGAUUGUGAGCGCUGCAAAAAAAAGAAACUGUUGAAAAACUUAAAAGCCAAGCAUUUGGGGACGUGCGUUUCGGAAGCGUUAAAAAAUAAUAAAAUCGUGAUGGAUGUUCUGUGCUUAAUGCUUGAGUGGAUGGUCGUGGAAGACUUACAUCAAAGAAAUCAGAUUGUCGAUACACUCAAGUCUACAGAAUUUGGCAAAAAUGUAUACGACGAGUUUAUGUCAAGGCAGAAUCAACUACUUGAAUUGCAACGAAAAGGAGGUCCACAGAAUUUAUCAUUACCGGCUCGAGGCACUGACUUGGAUCUGAAUUCCAUGUUUGAUUGUGGCCCUUUCGGUAAUUUAGAGUCUGUCGACUUGGCUUUUACCAAUGUAACAGAUACUUGUGCCAAGACGUUGAUUAAGUUACCAUCUUUAAAAGUUCUCAAUUUGUGGGGUACUCAGUUUGGUGAUUCCGGACUACUAAUCAUAUCGGAUCAUCUGACCAACUUGCAAGUUUUGAACUUGUGUGAGACUAAAGUUACUGACAGGGGAAUCGUAUCGUUAAUAAGUCUUAUCAAUUUGAAAAAACUCAAUUUGAAUAGCACUAAAGCGACGGUCCGAUCGGUGGACGUAUUGAAAAAAAAACUACCGGGCUUACACGAAGUAGACGUCAGAUACUCAUUUGCCUGGUAAAAGGUAUUUUUUUGUUAUAUUAUAUUAUAAUGUGUUUAAAAUAAAAUGGUUCUUAUUAUUUUUUAUUUUUGUUGACAAUCUGCCUGAUAAACACAUUUACACGCAACUAUAAUAAUAUAUAAUAACAAAACUACAUUAAUAUAUUUAAUAUUAUUAUAUAACUGUUUUACUCUUCGAGUAUAAAAAGACUGUGGCCCUGUUUUUUUUUAUUUUUUUUUUUUUAUAUGUAUAAAUAUAUAUACAUUAUUAUACUUUUACCUUUGUUUAUAAUAAUAUUAUAAAAUAAGUAAACUUUAAGGCGAUGUAUAAUAAUCGUUUAUUUAAUAUUUUGUUAAAAAGAAUUAAGUAAGUAAUGCUUAAGUGACAUCGCAUUUGAGAGACGAUACCACAACGUUAUAUUAUCUAUAGUCGUGCCUUUUUUCAUUAAAUUGCUAAUUAUAUAGCGUAUAAGUAUAUAAUAUUAUUAUAUUACUCGUAUUAAAUUUUACUUAUAGAAACGCUCAAAAAAUUUCAAUUUCCAUUACGAUUUUAUUCUAUUCUUAGAUAGUCGAAUAUUGUGUUACAACAUUUGUUUAUAAUUUUUUGUUUAUUACAAUUUUUUAUCGUACAAUAUUCGUAUACAUGUGUAAUGAGUAAUGACGAAUUUCGACGAACAAAACACUUUCACGGCGGGUUGUUUGUAUUUAGAUUCUGUUUUUUACGUACCAUAAGUAUUAUAUUGAAACUAAUAUACACGGAAUAUUAAUUAUGUGUAUGUUAAAAUAAUACGAAAUUUUUACACUAAAGGGUACGAACUGUGAGGGUAAAGAAUAACUAAAACGAUUACACCAGGUAAAUUUAUUAUUACCUGUGUCAUAAAAUGUAAGUACUUAGCUAAAAUAUUAUAAAUUAACUACAGUAUAAUAUAUAUAUAAUAUUAUAAUCAUUAUUAUUAUUAUUAUUAUUAUUAUUAUUUAUUAUUAUUAUUAUUAUUAUAGCUAUUAUCCUUGAUUUUUUUUUUAUUAUUAUUAUUAUUAUUAUUAUUAUCAUUGUUAUUAUUAUAAUAAAUUAUUAUUGUCUGCUGUAUUGAAGCAUAAAAUAUUUAUUAUAAUUCGUAGACUCACGUACAUUAUUAUGUUGAAAUAACUUGUAUCAUGUAAAAUCUACGAUUAAUCUCUAUAGUGCUAAACUAAUUAGUACAUAUCGCUAUGUUGUUUUUCUUCUUAAAUGUAUACUUUUUUUGUAUCAUCCACGACGUAUAGAAUAUAAGUGUAAACAUUCAAAAUUAAUUUAUAUAAAUCUAAUAUCAAUAUAAAAAAAACAUCUACAUGA